CGAUCGGAUUAGAGGUGAACACCGGAAAUUACGCCAAAGGCGCGAAUAAUAUCAACAAAGAGUGCUUUUCAAGUUUGCUAAACUAUCAUCAUUAAAUUGUUUAAAUAAUUAAUUAAUUUCGUCAGUACAGUGGAGACUAGUAACCGUCCGUUUAUGACAAUGUGAAACCUAAUGUUUUAAAAGCAUAAUUAACGUUAACGCUAAUUUGUAUCUGCUUGUUUGAAUGUUAGCUAACCGGUUACAUGGUUCCUGUCAAAGAGGUUAGCGCAGGUUCUGUCUAAAACUGACAGCAGUGUUAGAUGUUGUAUUUCGAUGAGUUUCUUGUUGAGAAGCUAUAGUAACUUUAAGAUAGUCUCCCAUGCCUAGUUAAGUUUGGUCUGAUUAGAGUAUAGACUUACAUUUACAUACAUUUAUUGUCAGUCCACCAAGAGGAGGAUAACCAUGUCCAAAGGAGACAAGGAAGGCUUCAUUGUGAAGUUUGUGGAAAGUAAAGGACAAAAAACAGAAUAUGCUGUCAAGGCUUAUGAGGCCAUUUUGGAGCUGCAGUCUGAGAAACACUUGAAGACUGUCGAUGAGGAUGCAGUUUUACAGAUGGACCAUAAGGACAAGUCUCUUUUUGUGUUCAGCAGCUUCACCUCUCCAGCCUUUCUGCACUGCAAGAAGCUUGGCUGCCGAGUCGUGAGUCCACUGGUGGUAUUGUACUGCCUGCAGCAGCAGCGUUGUGUCCCCAAAGCAGAGAAGCCCGUCUAUAACAUGGCCAUGGCUGACGUCACUAUUUCUUGCACCAGCCUGGAGAAAGCAACACGGGCAGAGGUGAUGGACCUGGUGCAACUCAUGGGGGGACGGGUCUAUCUUGACCUAAAUGUAUCCGUCACGCACCUGAUAGCAGGAGAGGUUGGCAGCAAGAAAUACCUGGUGGCUGCCAGCCUGGGUAAACCCAUCCUGCUACCCACAUGGGUCAAAGCCUGCUGGGAGAAAUCUCAGGACAGUCUUUUCAGGUAUACAGAUCUACCCAUUGAAGACUAUCUGUGUCCUGUGUUGCGUGGCUGUACUGUGUGUGUGACUGGCCUCUCUAGCACAGAGCGCAAAGAAGUGCAGCGGCUCUGUGAGCAGCAUGGAGCCAACUACACUGGUCAGCUCAAAAUGAAUGAGUGUACACACCUCAUCGUUAGUGAACCAACAGGUCAGAAGUACGAGUGUGCUCGGAAGUGGAACGUGUAUUGUGUGUCUUUGCACUGGCUGUUUGACAGCAUAGAGAAGGGCUUUUGUCAGGAUGAGAGCAGGUACACUGUGGAGCGCAAUGCAUCGAAGACCACUCGACCGCACACAUCUACCCCUACAGGCACCAGCAAGAAGGAGGAGGGUCCAUCUCUGUUGGGCUUGAGCCACAUCUCUGUCAAUGCUAGCAUGACAAUAAAUGACACAGCCCUCACCAAUGGCACCAUCAGCCGCCUGGAGGCUCCAGACCCUAUAGAUAGCCUGGACCUCACCACCUGUCCAGCUGAUGAUAUACUGGAUGGCUGCAAGCUAUAUCUGUGUGGCCUCCCAGGGAAGAAACUGGAGAAGCUGCGGCGUCUUGUGAACGCUGCAGGAGGUCUGCGCUUCAACCAGCCCAGCGAGGAGCUCACACAUGUGGUCAUGGGAGAGCUGGAUCCGGACCUCAAGAACUUUGUCUUUAAAGUGACUCAUAGGCCCCAUGUAGUGACAGUGCAGUGGCUGCUGGACAGUUUCACCAAAGGCAGUUUACUCCCAGAAUCAGGCUACUUCCACCCUGACUGUCCGCCCCCAGCUGUGGCCUCUGUUUCUGUGUCGGCCCGUCAUACUUCCCCCUCCAGACCCUCACUUGGUCCCCCUGCGGCCAGUCCUAGCACUCCCCGGCAAAAGAGAGCAGAAGAGGAUCUGCUUUCACAGUACGUGGAUGAUGACCCAACAGUAGUUGACAUGCCACCACCAGCAACAGAGAGCAACAGCAGGAGGUCAGUGAGUACAGUUGCAGAGGCUCUGCCUGAACCCUGGGCACCAAACCAGACCAGAGGACUAGAGCAGGACUCAACCCUGCAGGAGGCCAGCGAGGCAGGGCUUUUUGUCGGGAAAUGUUUCCUUCUUGUGGGCUUUGGCACUGAGGCAGAAACCCAGCUCUCUCAGCUGGUGACAGAACACGGAGGCAGGGUGCUGAUGGGUCGUACACGGGUUGUGGCUGACUACGCCGUGGUGCCACUGUUGGGCUGUUCAGUGGAGGCCACAGUGGAUGAGGUGGUCACUGAUACCUGGCUGGCCAUGUGUGUGGAGAAGGAGUGUGUUCUGCCGCUUUCCUCCAACCCUUUGUUCACCCCUGUUCCUGUGUUGGAUGGACGUUUACCUCUCAAGGAUUGCGUUCUCUCUGUCAGUCAGUUCACUGGAGCAGAGAGAGAGUCUUUGGUGGAGCUGGCCAAGCACCUUGGAGCCAAUGUUCAGGAUUACUUUGUGCGCCUGGCCAACCAGAAGAAAGGGAUGCUGGCCAGCACUCAUCUGGUAUUGCAGAGCCCCGAAGGCACAAAAUACCAGGCAGCAAAGAAAUGGGGACUUCCUGCUGUCACCAUGCGCUGGAUACUAGAGUCUGCCAGGACUGGCCAGAGAGCAGAAGAGGAACGAUUCCUGGUUGACCUGCCACCUUCACCAGAGAGGGAUGAAGAGAGUUUUGUCGGUGGUUCUCAGAAGCCGACCAUGCCUCCUCCAGCUCGGAUGUCUCCAGAGAUCCCUUUGCUAGGUCUGCAGAGCGGAAAGGCCGUUACCCCGCUGGAUUUAGGUCGCUUUCAGAGCAAAGUGUUUCGCUCUGUUUUGGAUGAGAUGAAGCCCAAAGAAGACAUCAGCACCCCCAAACAAAACCAGGAGGGUGGAAGAAGAAACCCCCUUCAAAAGGAGCCCUCCUUGCAGCUGGACACUCCCUCCCGUUUCCUCAGCAGAGACCAGCUCUUCAGGCCCUCUUUUAAUGUCAAGGAUGCACUUGGAGCUUUGGAGACUCCAGGUGGGAGAUCCAAGCCAGGAGAGAGGGUGGAGACUCCACUGACUGAUGUCAUCAACAGGAACCUGAAGGUUGCUCUGGCUAAUAGCACCCGCAAUCAAGUCUCAGAUAUGCAAGCAGUCUCAGCUAGCCCCCAGCUUAUUAAAACCACUGAGAAGCAGGCUCCAGAAAAAGAAACUGGUCCCCUGACAGGCGUUGUUAUUUGUGUGGGAAAGAAGCUGAGCAAAAUGCAGAGUGAACUAAAUGCUAUUGCUGCCUCGCUUGGAGCCGACUUCAGGUGGGCUUGUGAUGAUACAGUGACACACUACAUCUACCAGGGACGUGUGGGGGACAACACCCGGGAAUACAGAGGAGUGAAGGAGAGAGGACUGCAUGUGGUCUCUCAGUACUGGCUGCAGGCUUGUGCUGAGGAGCAGAGGCAUGUCCCAGAGUCACUGUAUCCUUUCACCUACAACCCCAAGAUGAGCCUAAACCUGAGCCAGGUGCCCAGCUGCUCUCAGAAAUCUCCACCUUUAACACGAACACAACUCAAAGACAUCACUGAGGCAAAGGACAACAAAUCUGAGCACAAUACCACAGAGGAAGCUACAACCCCACGUCGUAUAAGUGAUGGAAGUGUGGAUCCAGAGGAGAUGAAUGAUACUACAGAAAGGAGUGACAUUUCAGAGACUCUGGAGAUGAGAGAGAACUUGCAUAGACAGCUCCAGGAGAUCAUGUCAGCCACUAAGCUGACGACAGGGAGGCGUACCUCAGUCAGACUCAGCAGGAUGGGGUCUGGAGGUGCCGAUUCAGGGCCCCACACACCUGACGGGAGCCGAGUUGGACGUAGCAGUAGCAGACGUACUCUAGAAGCUCUGAGAGUCUCCAGAGAAGCAGUCAUGGACAUAAACACAGAGCCAUCCCAGAGUGAGCAGAUAGUUUGGGAUGACCCUACAGCCAGGGAGGAGAGGGCCAGGCUGGCUGACAAUUUACAGUGGCCUGGCAGUCCCUCACAGCAUUCAGAGACCUUCGUACCACCAGCUCCCCCCACUGCAGAAAACUGCCCCCCGUUCAGGGACUCCAUGACAGACUCUGAGCUGGUGGAGAUGGCCGCUUGUGAUGUCAUUGACCAGCACAUGGGUCAGAAAGUCAUGACUCCUCCAUCACUGAAAAAGAGGGAAAAUGACAUCCUCACUCCUAAAGCCCCCAGCAUCGCCUUUCCUCUCGCCAACCCCCCAGUAGCACCAGAGCCACAGGAGGAACAAGAGGAAGAAAAGCAGCCACCCAGAUUUCAGCUAUCCUCCCUCAGCCCUCAGGAACGCAUUGAUUACAGUCACCUCAUAGAGGAGCUUGGUGGUGUAGUCCUGGACAAGCAGUCUUUUGACCCCAGCUGCUCCCACAUCAUCGUAGGGACUCCUCUGCGCAACGAGAAGUACCUGGCAGCGAUGGCAGCUGGCAAAUGGAUCCUGCACCGCUCGUAUCUGGAGGCCUGCCGAUCUGUGGGUCGCUUCAUCCAGGAGGAGGAGUAUGAGUGGGGCAGUAGCUCCAUCCUGGAUGCAUUGCCCUCCAUCACCUCCCAACAGAGGAGACUGGCAUUGGCUGCCAUGCGCUGGAGGAGAGCCCUACAGGGACGCUCUGAACACGGGGGUGCCUUCAGUGGAUGGACAGUCAUGCUGAACAUCGACCAGAACAGAGAAUCAGGCUUUAGGCGGUUACUGCAGUCUGGUGGAGCGAGGGUCCUGCCCAGCCCCUCCCCAUCCUUAUACAAAGAAACCACUCACCUGUUUGCAGACUUCAGUCGGCUGAAGCCUGGAGACUUCAGAGUCGAUGUAUCAGAGGCCACCUCCCAAGGAGUCACCUGCUUGAAGCCAGAGUACAUCGCAGACUACCUCAUGCAGGAGCCAACUCCACCCACUGAGCUCUAUAACCUGACAGAGGCUCCCCCCGAAGAAACUCCAGGCACUCCGUCACGUAAACGUAAAGCAGCAGCCGACACCUCCAGGCUGAAAAAGAGCCGUUUGAACUGAAAUGUAAAUCCUAAAUAUUGUCGUCACAGUCUUCAUCUCUGUGAAGAUGAUUGUAAAUGAGACUUUUUUAUUUCAUGUAUGAAAAUAAAAUGAAUGUAGCACUGGU
Messenger RNA from Lates calcarifer (barramundi perch), 5113 nucleotides. RefSeq names its product DNA topoisomerase II binding protein 1 (gene topbp1). Gene Ontology annotation, biological process: mitotic G2 DNA damage checkpoint signaling; DNA replication initiation; mitotic DNA replication checkpoint signaling. Lineage: Eukaryota; Metazoa; Chordata; Actinopteri; Centropomidae. The record is from RefSeq and is a predicted model, not a curated record.